GUCAUCGAGUUUGAGGAAAGACUGAGACACAUCUGAGAGAGAGAGAGAAGCAGACAGGACAGGAACGGAGGAGAGAGACCCCUCAGACACAAACCAUGGAGCAGGACACCGACUACAUGAAUAUGAGACACAUCAAAAACAGCACGACAGACUCCAGUGAACACGAUCUGGAGAUCUCAUACGCGGAGCUGAAUCUUCUUCCUGCCUCCGGGACAUCUAAGCUCCAUACAACAGGUGAACAGGAACCAAGUUACGCCCAGGUCAACUUCACUCCGCAGAGUCCGCAGCAGAACCAAGUCCCGGAGGUGACCCCGGAUAAAGAUAAAACUGGACAGGAAACAGCUGGAGGAAGAAGAUCAAAAAUAUCCAGAUGUCUCAUCGUGGUCGGACUUAUUGUCUUAAUCUGUGGCCUUGCAAUUAUUACAGGUCUCACAGUCCAUGUCCUACAGAUGGACAAGGACAUGACGGGGCUGAACGGAAAGAUCCGGAAUAUGUCCGAGACCCUUGAACAGAUGCUCAGGGACCGAAGAUCCUUCUGCACCGUCUUCCGAAACUGCUCGGAGUCUCUCUGUCCGAGCGGCUGGAAAAUUCAUAAUCAACAUUGUUAUAGAUUCUCAACGGAUAAAGUAAACUGGGAGUCGGCAAAACAACAAUGUGAAUCCCAAAAUUCACACCUCAUCAUCAUAAAUACAGAACAGGAACAGAAUUUCAUAAAGAAAUCUAUCGAGAACAAUCCUGGGGACUACUGGAUCGGACUAACAGAUCGAGAGAGUGAAGGAAACUGGAAAUGGGUGGAUGGGACCCAAGUGAGUUUUACUCAAUGGUACGAGGGUGAACCGAAUAAUUCGAAAGGUAAUGAAAACUGCGCCAUUAUCAGAAGAACCGACUGGAAUGAUGUCAGUUGUACCGAUCACUUCCUUUUCAUCUGUGAGAAAAGGGCACCGCCCUGCGUCGAGCCAGCUGAUAUUGAGAAAUAUUGUUCCUGAAGAGAGACUGGGACACAGAACGAGAAUGUCAGGAUUGUCCAAAGAUCCCCAGCCCCUCCUCCCUUCCCCACAAUCCCCAUCUGCCUGAGGCCAUGUCCGAAAGGUGAAAGUUCAUCUGUUCCCCUUUUCUCCCAGGUUGAGCCUCCUGCAGCGCCACUACUGGUGGGAAGUAGGAAUGACAGCGUGACUGUUGACUUUGGAAAACCCCAUUAUAAAUCCAGGCAUGAAUCCGGCGACAUGUAACAGGACAGAAAUCCUGCAUUUCUCUAGCAACUUUCACUUAUUCAGAUAAUCCCCAACCUGCUUUUGCAGCCAAUGAAGCAACUCCUUACAGUGUUUUCAUAGUUGUCAUGUCAGAAACGGGGCAUUCAAUUUGAACGCGGUAAGCACUAACUGGACUCAGGAUUAAAUUCCAUCUCAUCGGAAAUACCCUUUGGACUUUUUCUUCUCGGACUCUGUAAAUCAUGUGAACUCAUUUCAAUCUCCACGGUUCUUGUACUGUUACUAUCCAUAGUUGUAAAAGUUUCCUUUUUCUAUCCUUCAUUACUGUGUCUGUGCAUUUGUGUACAUGUGUGUGUAUAUGUGUGUGUGUAUACGUCUAUGAGUGUGUGUGUGU
Carcharodon carcharias (great white shark) is the source of this 1602-nucleotide messenger RNA. Its product is annotated as CD209 antigen-like protein E. The transcript has 8 exons. Lineage: Eukaryota; Metazoa; Chordata; Chondrichthyes; Lamniformes; Lamnidae. Bases 96 to 986 code for a protein of 296 amino acids. The record is from RefSeq and is a predicted model, not a curated record.